Messenger RNA from Aspergillus udagawae, 204 nucleotides. RefSeq lists its product as uncharacterized. NCBI's taxonomy places the organism in Eukaryota, Fungi, Ascomycota, Eurotiomycetes, Eurotiales, Aspergillaceae. The transcript is spliced from 4 exons. The record is from RefSeq and is a predicted model, not a curated record. Bases 1 to 204 code for a protein of 67 amino acids. Gene Ontology annotation, biological process: vacuole fusion, non-autophagic. Gene Ontology annotation, molecular function: endopeptidase inhibitor activity.
AUGUCUAUCACCCUGAAACCGGAUGCUCCACACGAGGAGCUGGAGAACGCAAAGAAGGUGGCCCAGGAACAAGGGGGAACCAUCAAGCACGAGUUCACUCUCAUCAAGGCGUUCACCGUUGAAUUCCCAGAGGAGCAUGUCGGUAUCCUCGAGAGCAACCCCCACGUCCAUGUCGAGAAGGAUCAAGAAGUCAAGAUCCAGUGA